AUGACUGCUGUAGUUUGUCGAAAGAGAUCUUUCUUGGAAGAUAUUCAAUCGCCGUCUCCCCUGCCCAUCACCAAGAAGCUCCGCUGCUUUUCCCUGCCUCAUCCCGUUCAGGUUUCACCGCGGCAGCAGCGGCCAACCUCGCCAACCCUUCUUGAUCGGCCGAUAAUUGCUUUUCCUGACAUGGAUCGUGAGCAUCUUGAGAAAGCAGUGGAAGAAUGCGGCAGUAGCGACUUGGAUUCCACUAUUAAAAAGCUGCAUGAGCUUCGCCUUGGAUGUCAAGCAACCAUGUCGAGAGAUGUUUGCACGGCGAGCAAUAUUCUUCCUGUCGAUGGAGCGGGAUAG
Messenger RNA from Coffea eugenioides, 342 nucleotides. RefSeq lists its product as uncharacterized. Lineage: Eukaryota; Viridiplantae; Streptophyta; Magnoliopsida; Gentianales; Rubiaceae. The coding region runs from base 1 to 342 and encodes 113 amino acids. The transcript has a single exon. The record is from RefSeq and is a predicted model, not a curated record.